AAGGGUAGUUCUGCCAAAUUUCCCACCCUCUUUAUUUCCUCAGCGUUGGCCUCCGUGUCGUGACAUUCCUUUCAGUAGUUUACUCAACCUGCUCGGAGACACCCAAAAUGCGGUCUACACUCUCCACAUCUGCCUUCAGACAGGCUGCUCGUCCCCGCCGUCUACCAUCUCAGUAUUCACGCUUCGCCAGCUCAAACGCGGAGACAGCGCAGAAGAAAACCCAGGACGCGCUCGGGUCCGCCCAAAAGACAGCGGAAAAGCUUUGGGAGAGCUCGAAAAAGUUCCUUGGUCCCCUCGGUGAGCGUGCUGGAAGCAUGCUUGGAUCAUACCGUCAACCUGUGAUGUAUAACUUGUCCGUUGCACGCGAAUUGUUGAAGCAGGUUUAUGUGGCGGAGCGUUUGCAACCUCCCGCCGACCUUGCAGUAGUGAGAAGCGCAUACUCAACAUUAUGGAGCCGUGCUAGCAGCCAAGCAUAUUGGCGAGGGAUACUCAGUUCCGGGGAGUGGGUCAAGGUUGCCAUAUACGCUGUGGAAGCAUACGGUAUCUUCAAGAUUGGAGAGAUUGUCGGGCGGAGAAGCAUCGUCGGAUACAACCUUCAUUAGACACCACAUUAUUUAUCAUCGAAAGCAUGUCAU
Molecule: messenger RNA, 635 nt
Organism: Suillus plorans
Lineage: Eukaryota; Fungi; Basidiomycota; Agaricomycetes; Boletales; Suillaceae
Product: mitochondrial ATP synthase g subunit-domain-containing protein
Exons: 3
Coding region: 108-602 (164 amino acids)
Biological process (GO): proton motive force-driven ATP synthesis
Molecular function (GO): proton transmembrane transporter activity
Source: RefSeq, a predicted model, not a curated record